AUGGCCGUUAAAUCUCAGGAUCUAGAGGCGCGUAUUCUAGCAGCGGUAUCCGCAUACCACGAUAGCAAAAAAAAACUUGUUAUCACCAAAUUGGCGCGGGAAUAUAAUAUCCCGUACAAUCCCCUCAAAGGUCGGAUUCGAGGUCGCACUUCACGAUCUCAACGUACUGGCCCCAACAAAGCUCUACUUCCAGAUCAGGAACAGGCUUUGAUGCAUUGGAUCGAUACCUUGAACCAAGCAAACUCACCCCCCACUGCCGAUAUGAUUCAGGCCUGUGCAAACGAGAUAAGUCGAAGAAAAGACCCCGCCCGCACCUUCGGCCGGAACUGGGCCUACCGGUUUAUCAAAAGACUCCCAGCAACCUACAACUACAUCAAACAAAAGCCGAUGGAAAAGGAUAGGCUCGAAGCAGUUACACCUGGGCAGAUUGAGGACCCCGAUCUUCCUGAGCAAGUUCUAGAGAUGUGGGACGGGGAUGACCCACCCCCAGCGUCGAGUUCGAUCCCAAACUCACCUAUCAAGGACGUUAUUUCUCUUCGUCAAGAGGCCGAGGAAAUGCUUAAGAUAACCGAUGUAAUUGGGACCGAACUUGAUGCUUUAUCUCCUAAAUUUCGCCGUGAGUUGGCUACUAUUUUGGAGGGAGGCCUCGCUCUCGCGGAAGCGGGUGCUCAGUACGCGACCGCCACGUGCCAACAUCAACAUCCUCAACCUUCAACGACGAAAGGAUGCAAAUACAACCAAGAAGAGGGUUAA
Molecule: messenger RNA, 753 nt
Organism: Penicillium bovifimosum
Lineage: Eukaryota; Fungi; Ascomycota; Eurotiomycetes; Eurotiales; Aspergillaceae
Exons: 1
Coding region: 1-753 (250 amino acids)
Molecular function (GO): DNA binding
Source: RefSeq, a predicted model, not a curated record